AUGAGCGACGGCAAGCAAGUUCUAGUAGUGGUGCUGGGCACCUUGACACUGAAUUCCCUUGCAUGUGUAUAUAUAUUCUACAAAACUGCUUGUCGCUGGAGAGACUCUACAUCCAAAGAAAUGCCCAUGGUAUGGAAAGUGUCAUUUUACACUGCGACGCUUGGUAUCGUUCAGGCCACACAUGGAGGCGAUUUAUUCGGUGUUGAAAGGACUCGCACUCGUGAUAAUUUCAAUGUCUAUGUUUAUGGGGGGAACCAUGAUAGUGUUGACGUAUCUAAAUUUAGCAAGGAAUAUGGUUUUGAAUUUGGGAAGGCAUGA
Molecule: messenger RNA, 318 nt
Organism: Paraglomus brasilianum
Lineage: Eukaryota; Fungi; Glomeromycota; Glomeromycetes; Paraglomerales; Paraglomeraceae
Source: the annotation of a GenBank genome assembly